This is a messenger RNA of Clarias gariepinus (North African catfish), 1035 nucleotides long. RefSeq names its product proteasome activator subunit 1 (gene psme1). Lineage: Eukaryota; Metazoa; Chordata; Actinopteri; Siluriformes; Clariidae. Gene Ontology annotation, biological process: regulation of G1/S transition of mitotic cell cycle; regulation of proteasomal protein catabolic process; positive regulation of endopeptidase activity. Gene Ontology annotation, cellular component: cytoplasm; nucleoplasm; proteasome activator complex. Gene Ontology annotation, molecular function: endopeptidase activator activity. The record is from RefSeq and is a predicted model, not a curated record. The transcript has 11 exons. Bases 166 to 912 code for a protein of 248 amino acids.
UACUUUCACUUUCACUCUCUAUAGCCUCGGACCUCUCAGGCGCUUCUGCUCGCCUCCCCAGAAAGAAACUCUUUUACUCCGUCCUGAGCUUGUAAAAGCGACUCGCCGGGUUCGAUUUAAGUGAAAGUCGUUGCAGUUCAGUGAGGAAACUCUACCCCGAGCACGAUGACGUCUUUAGACAUGAGCCCUGCGUCGAAAAAAGAGGUGGAUGGAUUUACAAAGAAGCUCACCAGAGAGGCAGAGCAGCUCGUCUCAACUUUCUUCCCACAGAAGAUCGCAGAAAUGGACAACCUGCUCCAGGCGUCACUAGCUUUGGAAGACCUUUCUGUCCUCAGAGCUCCACUGGACAUCCCGAUACCAGACCCUGCCAAAGAGGAGCUUAAGAGAAAGAAGAAAGAAGAGAAAAGCGCCAAGGAGGGAAAGAAAUCCGACGACAAAGAGGACGAGGAAGCAGGUCCUCCGUGUGGUCCCAUAGCCAGUAACGAGAAAGUGGACAGCCUCAUUAAAGAGAUUAAACCCCACAUUCAGACAUUGAAGGAAAAACUGAAUACGGUGUCCAUGUGGGUCCAGCUCCAGAUCCCCAGGAUUGAGGACGGGAACAACUUUGGCGUCGCUGUGCAGGAAAAGGUCUUUGAGCUGAUGACCAACACCCGCACAAAGAUCGAAGGAUUCCAGACGCAGAUCACGAAGUAUUACAGCGAGAGGGGAGACGCUGUAGCCAAGGCUUCCAAACAGCCACAUGUGGGCGAUUAUAGACAGCUGGUUCACGAGCUGGAUCUGCACCAGUACUGCGAGCUGCGCAUCGUGGUCCUGGAGAUCCGCAACACAUAUGCCGUGCUGUUUGACGUCAUCACCAAGAACUACGACAAGAUCAAGAAGCCCAGAGGAGACUGUAAAGCCCUUAUCUACUGAGACGUUCACACACUUAGAGUGAAAGAGCAACAUUGCAUGUUAGAGUUAAUUUAGUGAAAUUUCCUCAGGUUUAAACACAAAACGUUUCAUCAUAUUUACAUAAUAAAUCAGUGACAUUGUGUA